Molecule: messenger RNA, 1499 nt
Organism: Acomys russatus (golden spiny mouse)
Lineage: Eukaryota; Metazoa; Chordata; Mammalia; Rodentia; Muridae
Gene: Mrgbp
Product: MRG domain binding protein
Exons: 5
Coding region: 63-677 (204 amino acids)
Biological process (GO): regulation of transcription by RNA polymerase II
Cellular component (GO): NuA4 histone acetyltransferase complex; nucleus
Source: RefSeq, a predicted model, not a curated record
GCGCCUGCGCGGAGCCCGUAGAACCCCUUCUCGUGCAGGGCGCUCGUUGCUUGCCGGCGGCCAUGGGGGAGGCCGAAGUGGGCGGCACGGGCGCCCCAGGCGACAAGGGCCCAGGCGAGGCAGCCCCGAGCCCCGCAGAGGAGACCGUGGUGUGGAGCCCUGAGGUAGAGGUGUGUCUCUUCCACGCCAUGCUGGGCCACAAGCCUGUUGGGGUGAAUCGACACUUCCACAUGAUUUGUAUUCGAGACAAGUUCAGCCAGAAUAUUGGGCGCCAGGUUCCAUCCAAGGUCAUCUGGGACCAUCUGAGCACCAUGUAUGACAUGCAAGCACUGCACGAGUCUGAGAUUCUUCCAUUCCCAAAUCCAGAGAGGAACUUUGUCCUUCCAGAUGAGAUCAUUCAGGAGGUCCGAGAAGGAAAAGUGGUCAUUGAAGAGGAAAUGAAGGAGGAGAUGAAGGAGGAUGUGGACCCCCACAGUGGGGCUGAUGAUGUUUUUUCAUCUUCAGGGAGCUUGGGGAAAGCAUUAGAAAAAUCCAGCAAAGACAAAGAAAAGAACUCCUCAGACUUGGGGUCCAAAGAAGGGGCGGACAAACGGAAGCGCAGCCGGGUCACAGACAAGGUCCUGACUGCCAACAGCAACCCCUCCAGCCCCAGUGCCGCCAAGAGGCGCCGAACAUAGACUACCCAGGUGGCUACAGACGUUCCAGUGCUGCUGGCUCACGGCCUGUCUUCAGGCCCUGGGUGAAUGUGACCCUCCAGCAGAGGUGCUGGUGAGGCUUCCACUGUGUCCUGAGACCACCAGAUGGCAUGAUUGGUCCGCUCUGCUGCAUGGUGAAGCCUGCGAGCCAGCCUCUUGCUCUGUCCUAGUUGGCUCCCGCUAUGCCUACAGUGUGUGGAGAGGAGCAGGUACAUGGGACCAGAGGACCAAGGGUCAGCAAGCAAUAAGAGGCCGCCCUCACUGUCCUCAGGAGCCACUCAUCUCCCGGGAUGUCCGCUCCUUGUAUCUCCUUGUCCUAUCUAUAAGGCUCCACCAUGCACUGCCAUUGGGAGAAAGUGUCUUUGGAGUUCACACAGCACACACUGUGCACAGAAGGCCUCCCCAAUCUGGGAAAUGGAACUGGAUAUUUUGCCUCGUUCACUUGUACUGUAACAAUGUAUAUAAUUUGGUUGGUAUUUCACUAUUUAAUUUUUAAGAAGCCUAUUUUACUAGGGUUUUAUAUGAAGAGAAAUACUGCAGAAAUUAAGCCUGUGAUGUGUUUCUUCUGAGAGGUUUUGUUUUAAGGUAACUACUGAGAUAACCUCUGGCUCUGUUUUUAUGCCAGAUAAAGAGAUUUUUUUUAGCGGUUAUUUUUGUAAUUUUAGUACCUUGGAAACGACCAAAUAAGGGUGUGGAAUAAAGGAGCAGCAACCAGGCUGAAAGGCCAGUGGCCUGAUGGUUGAAAUACACUUUUAUUUGCAGAACAUAAAACAUUAAAAAUAAAUCGUCUUGGGAGUUGUGUGA